This is a messenger RNA of Uloborus diversus, 1209 nucleotides long. RefSeq lists its product as uncharacterized. The coding region runs from base 1 to 1209 and encodes 402 amino acids. The record is from RefSeq and is a predicted model, not a curated record. Lineage: Eukaryota; Metazoa; Arthropoda; Arachnida; Araneae; Uloboridae. The transcript has a single exon.
AUGACUUGUGAGAAAGUUAUUUUGGACCUCCAGACGCAGAAGGAGAGACCUUUAAACUCGCAGGAGGAAUACAAAUCUUCGCAUCGAGUCCAGAACAACCGAAUGAUGUUGGAUUUACGACAGAAAAUCCAGUGGCAGAGCCAAGUGAUCAAGGAUCUCAAAGCUCAACGUGAUCGUCUGACGAGGGAGCUCGAUUCUCGCCUCUUUUUCGUCGAAGCUCAGCUACAAAGAGAACAGAAGCAUAUAGAAGCCCUUUUGAGUGAAAAAGAUCAGUACAUUCAGUUCCAAUCUCUUCAGAUCCAGUCUCUUAAGUACAUUCUAUCGCAUAUAGAUUCAAAUGAACGUAAGUGUUGCCAUAAAGGACGAUCCGUGUCUUGUGGCAGAAGAUCAAAGGCAGUACCUCCUCCGGGCAAAAGAUACUCCGUUGCUUUGGAUGAGUACAUGAGAGAGAGUGGAGGCAUCAUCUCGAGGGCACAGCCUGUCGUGGUCCAAGUGGAGGCGGAUUGUGACAACAAAGCACAAUCCCACCAUUCACCCUGCUCCCGAACCAGGAGUCUCCCGGAACUGCGCUUCUGCAACGAACCAGAAUACGAAAACUUGGAUUUUGCAGCAAGACAGAUCUAUUGCUACGACUCUGUUUGCAGUUCCGAUCAUUUGUCACAAAAUGUCAUCGACGAACUGGCAGUCAGACGCUGGACAUCUGAUUGCGAUUCCGAAAAUUCGGAUUCUUUGGAUUCCGGGAUAUCGAGUCCGAGCAUCAAGUCACGAAACAUUCAUUUGAGCGAAGAAAAUUUCUCGUUCCCCAGUGACGUAAAUGUGGUGAAGGCCAACACGAUGACUCCUCGACGUAGUUCCACAAUCGGAAACUUCAUCAAUCGAACCUUUUCUUCGUCUUCUACUCAACUGGAGAAGAUCAAAGAUGCGGAACUUGUCCAUCAAGAAACAAUCAGCAGUGGGAGAAGACACAAUUCGUUUUCAGAAGUGAAGUCGUCCGAAAUGAAACAAAAAAUUGACACCGUGGUGAAGCAGCCCGAAGAGCACAAGUCAACCAAUCGUUUCAUCAGUUCUGCAAAUCGUAACUUCGGGACGAAUCAUCGGAAUGUUACGAAACCACGAGACAUCAAGUUCAGAAAACUGUUUAAAUUUCGCCGUCGAAAUGAAAUAGUCAAUCCAGAACCACCAAGUCCUGACGAUUACAUGACUGUGUGA